AUGCUGCCCUCAAACGUGCGCACACAGAUUCGCAGCCACCUCCCCUCACCCAUAGCGAUCCUGUCCCGGAACAAGAGCUAUCGGGAACUUCCCCACUCACCUUCUUCGCCCAUUGACCGCCGUUUCAGCACAGUCCGCCCCACCAGAUCACAUCGUUUCGCUCCACACUCUCCAACAUUCUACCUUGAAUCCAUAUGCGCCACAUGCGGGAAGGCCGACCCAGAGACAUCGACUAUACCCGUACCACCCUCGCCACGACGACACCCUUGUGCCGGCAUAUCCCCAGCAUGCCGCAAGCAGUGCACUUGUGCUGAGCGAGCAGCUGAGAAGUUGUUGAAGUCUCCCAAGCCGGUCAUUACGCGCGUGCAGCUUGAGCCCUGUGGAAAAUGCUCCGUCGGCAAUAGAGUACAGCGCGUUAUGAGUGCUGUGGUGAAGGCCACGAGCCCAGCGUUUGAUAAUUUGGCGAUCGGACGGCAGGGAAGGACGAAGGCGAUGAGUGUGCUGAUUUCGGCAAGUGUGAGGGGAAAGAACAAGGCCAGGGGUCGGACGAAGCUGCAGAAGAUGGAGGAGCAGGAAGAUAGGGAGAGUCUGCUGGACGAGGAGGCACGGAGGGCGAUGGUCGAGGAUUGA
This is a messenger RNA of Cyphellophora attinorum, 630 nucleotides long. RefSeq lists its product as uncharacterized. The record is from RefSeq and is a predicted model, not a curated record. The transcript has a single exon. Lineage: Eukaryota; Fungi; Ascomycota; Eurotiomycetes; Chaetothyriales; Cyphellophoraceae. Bases 1 to 630 code for a protein of 209 amino acids.